AUGGAGCAUACAACCGAUGAAGAGACGGGUUCAAGCGGGCCCUCAGCAGCAGCGCAACCCGCUGUCGACACCAGCAAUGGUGGUCAUAACGAUAACGACGCUCUCAAGCGCCAUGUGAGCGAACUCAAUAGUGACGACACUACUACACCGUCAGUAUCAGAAACCCACGAUACGAACGGCGAUAUUUUUCCUCCAUUACAUCCCAAUUUAGACAACAACGCAAACACGAAAAGGAAAGACAGACCUAUAUCAGGCGUCGUACCGCCAUACUGGCGCCACCAAAGAGCUCUUUCGCGAGCAUCGCUGGCUUCUUCGGUAGACACGCACCGCAGCUCAAAGCCAGCUAUCACGCUCGAAGACCACACGGCAGACCCCAACGCCACCACUACAAGAGGACUAUGGGCGCGAAGUGUAACGAUAGAUGACCACGUCGUUGUAUCAGGCAAGACGGGAAUAGGCGCGUACGUCGUUUGGAUGUGCAAUGUACAAACCCUCGAUGGCGGCCCCAUGAUGAUCCCCAUGCGAUACUCCGAAUUCGACGAACUCCGCUCCUUACUUGCAACCGCUUUCCCUCACGCCCGUAACGCAUUACCACCAUUACCUCCCAAAAGUCUACUCUUCAAAUUCCGGGCCAAGUUUUUAGAGUCCAGACGAGUAGGAUUACAGUACUUCUUGAAUUGCGUGUUGCUGAAUCCCGAGUUUUCGGGGUCGCCGGUGUUGAAGGAUUUUCUGUUCUCGAGGGUUGAUUGA
Talaromyces amestolkiae is the source of this 750-nucleotide messenger RNA. RefSeq lists its product as uncharacterized. NCBI's taxonomy places the organism in Eukaryota, Fungi, Ascomycota, Eurotiomycetes, Eurotiales, Trichocomaceae. The transcript is spliced from 2 exons. The record is from RefSeq and is a predicted model, not a curated record. Gene Ontology annotation, molecular function: phosphatidylinositol-3-phosphate binding. The coding region runs from base 1 to 750 and encodes 249 amino acids. Gene Ontology annotation, cellular component: endosome.